Messenger RNA from Sitodiplosis mosellana (orange wheat blossom midge), 1118 nucleotides. RefSeq lists its product as uncharacterized. NCBI's taxonomy places the organism in Eukaryota, Metazoa, Arthropoda, Insecta, Diptera, Cecidomyiidae. The transcript has 3 exons. The record is from RefSeq and is a predicted model, not a curated record. Bases 379 to 885 code for a protein of 168 amino acids.
AGAUAAAUUGAGACGAAAAAUGUCAUCGCCAUCGAAAUCUCCUAACACGGAGAGCAACAGCACUCUGUAUUUGGAUGGCAUUCUACCGGAAGAAAACACAAUUCUGGAACUGUGUAAUUAUUUUGGAAAAUUUGGCAAAGUGUUGAAUGUUGAAGUGGCCCACAACGGUGAUCCGAGUGCUUCGAAAGUGACAUUUGCCACAAAUGAAGAGGCCAGUGCGGCUUUCGACAGUCCCGAAGCCGUGCUCAACAAUCGAUUCAUCAAAAUGUCGUGGAAUUCAUCACAAGCCAACGCAGCCGCAGCAUCAAUGCCAAGAGCAUCAGGCGAUAAAGGUGUUGACAACAAGUGUUCACUUUGCAAGCGAACAUUUGCGAGCAAAUGGCAUCGGGAUUGGCACAUCAAGCGAAUGCACAAUGGUUCAGGCAUUGUUUGAGAUAUUUGCAAUGCAACAUUCACAAGCACCAGCACCAGCACCUACAAGAAACAUUGCAUCGUUCAACAUCCAAUUAUGCGAAAUGGGAGUCCAAAGAACACAUUGAAACAGAACGGUCACCGCUGAAAAUCGAUCAAUUUGCAUUGGCCCGAGAAAUAGAGCUGCUACGCAUCAAAAUUAAGACGCUGAAGGACAAUUUGAAAGAGAUUGAAAAGUCCCAUUCCAAGGAGUUGAAAAAGAAGAAGAAACGAUUCGCAGAACACCUGAAAGAAAAAGAUGAUUCAUUGAAAGAAAAAGAUGCGGUUUUCGCGACAAUGGAACAAAAAAUCACGAUGCUUGAAACAACAAACACCCGACUAAUGCAAGAUCUUCAGAAUGGACGCUUGGAAGUGAAAAUGCUCCAUGAAACACUGGUGAAAGUGUGUGGUGGUCGAAAUCAAAAUGGAGUUUGAGACUCAGGAAUCCUCUUCAGCGUGCCAUACUCAAGCACUAUAUUCAUCAUUUGCCAAUUUUAAUUUUUGUAUCAAGUGGUUCAGAAUUAAGCAUUCUAAUGAAAUAGUCUGCUUAUUAUGGAAAGUAGUUCAUUUCACUUUUUUUUUCAAUUCAUACGUACACAUUUUAUGUAUCGUCUUUGGUUUAUUCGAUAAAUAAAUAUUCAUUGUUAAUUUUAUCAACUCAGAAAAAA